UUACUAACAAAUUCACUACACCCCAUCUUCAUAAAAACCCACAGAAUUCACCAAUCUUUUUUGUUGUUUCAUUUAUUUUUUAUUUAUAAUAAUUUUUUUUUGCUUGUUGAGAAGAAGAAAAAAAGAAGAAGAGGGGUGACUCCUCUUUUAGUAUUAGAAAGAAAAAAGAAAAAAGAUGCUUGGUGUUUCUUCAAGUUUAAUAGCUAGCAGUAAUACUAGUAUUACUGCUGGUGCUGCAGGUGAUGGAGCUGCCAUUUCGGCAGCUCCAUCACAGUUAGCACCGCCACCACAAGAAGCUCCGGAGAGUGGUGGGAGUAGUGAAGGUGGUGGCGGUGGAGGAGAUUUGUCGAUUGGCGGUGAAGAUGGAGAAAGGAACUCAGGUGGAAAUCGAUGGCCAAGGCAAGAAACUUUAGCUUUACUGAAAAUUAGAUCGGAAAUGGAUGUUGUUUUCAAAGAUUCAAGUCUUAAAGGACCGUUAUGGGAAGAAGUUUCCAGAAAACUCGCGGAGUUGGGUUAUCAUCGAAGUGCUAAGAAAUGUAAAGAGAAAUUCGAGAAUGUUUACAAGUAUCACAGGAGAACCAAAGAUGGUCGUGCUUCGAAAGCAGAUGGAAAAACUUAUCGAUUCUUUGAUCAGUUACAGGCUUUGGAAAACAAUCCAUCUUCUCAUUCUAACAUACCGCCACCUCCAUUAGCAGCAACACCCAUAACAAUGGCAAUGCCAAUGCGAUCAGGAAACAAUUCAGCAAAUCCUCCAAUGCCGACGCCAACGCCAACUCCACAAAAUCAUAAUCAUUUUUUUAGUGUUUCGCAGAAAAGUGUUGUGACAGGAGCAGCGCAGCCUGCUGUUAUGACUGCACCUGCGCUGCCACUGUCACAAGUGCCGAUAGGUAAUAAUAACUUGAACCAGAUGCAUCGGCCUCAAGGUAAUACUACUACUACAAAAACAAGUUUCCUGUCGAAUUCAACUUCAUCAUCAUCUUCAACUUCGUCGGAUGAGGAUAUACAAAGGAGGCAGAUGAAGAAGCGGAAAUGGAAGGAAUUCUUUGAGAGUUUAAUGAAGGAUGUGAUUGAGAAGCAAGAGGAAUUGCAGAAGAAGUUUUUGGAAACGCUCGAGAAGCGCGAGAGGGAUAGGUUGAUGAGAGAGGAGGCAUGGAGAGUGCAAGAGAUGGCUAGAUUGAAUAGGGAACAUGAUCUUUUAGUCCAAGAGAGAUCAAUGGCAGCAGCUAAAGACGCAACAAUCAUCGCCUUCUUGCAAAAAAUAACUGAACAGCAAAACACACAAACCCCGAAUAGUACAAAUAACACUUCUCCUUCUCCUUUUCCAAUUGCUCAAAUUCAAUUAAAAUUGUCCGAAAAGCCAUUCAGUACACCACCACAACCACAACCACAACCAUCAGCUACCGCGGUAUCACUGCCAAUGACAAUACAUACACCAACACCAGCACCACCACAGACACUGACAUUACCUGUAGUAUCAUCAAAAUCACUUGAACCUCCAAAAUCCGAUAAUGGUGGUGAGAAUUUCUCUCCAGCAAGCUCGUCAAGAUGGCCGAAAGAAGAAAUCGAAGCAUUGAUAAGUCUCCGAACCUGUUUAGAUCUAAAAUACCAAGAAAAUGGACCGAAAGGACCACUGUGGGAAGAAAUUUCAUCUGGAAUGAGAAAGAUAGGAUACAACAGGAAUGCAAAGAGAUGCAAGGAAAAAUGGGAGAACAUCAACAAGUACUUCAAGAAGGUAAAAGAAAGCAACAAAAAAAGACCAGAAGAUUCCAAAACUUGCCCAUAUUUCCACCAGCUGGAAGCACUGUACAAAGAAAAAGCCAAGCUCGAACCUGUACCACACAACACUACCUUCGGAUUAACACCCCAAAACAAUCCUCCUCCUCCUCCUCCUCCCAUCAUGGCUCAACCCGAGCAACAAUGGCCAAUUCCUCAAAAUCAACUUCACCAGCAAAAUCGUGAUCAUCAUCACGAUAAUGAAAGCGACAGCAUGGAUCACGAUUUGGAAGAGGACGAGGAUGAGGACGAAGAAGAUGAAGGUAAUGGCUAUGAAAUAAUAAUCACAAAUAAACAACAAUCAUCAUCAAUGGCGGCUACCCCAGUAACAACAACAACUUCUGCUGCUGCAGUUUAAAGCACAAAAUUAAAAUUGAUAACAACAUAAACAGCAGUAGUUACUGUGCAUUGGGAAUGGCAAGUUGGGCAACAGAUUGUGCAGAGAAUUGUCGUAUUGGGCAAGAGAAGAUGGUGACUGCAGUAAAAAAAUAAAUAAAUAAAUUAUAAUUUGGAAAUUAAUGCAAAAGGCAUUUAAGUUUUUACACAUGUUUUUUUUUAUUUGGUAAGGGGGUAUAGUUUUUAAUUUUUAGUUUGUGGUAAAAGUAUAUUUUUCAUUUUCAUUAUUUAUUUAUUAUUUGAAAUUUGAAAAAAAAAAUAAAGUUUUCUUUAUUGAGGGAUGGGAAGGUUAGAGAGAAAAGAGACAUAAUAAAAGAAUAAAUCCAGGGAUAAUGUAAUUUUUACUCUUUUUUUUUUUCAUGGGGGUGUAAAUUUGAGAAAAUGGU
This is a messenger RNA of Solanum lycopersicum (tomato), 2555 nucleotides long. Its product is annotated as trihelix transcription factor DF1-like. Lineage: Eukaryota; Viridiplantae; Streptophyta; Magnoliopsida; Solanales; Solanaceae. The record is from RefSeq and is a predicted model, not a curated record.